Molecule: messenger RNA, 777 nt
Organism: Plenodomus lingam JN3
Lineage: Eukaryota; Fungi; Ascomycota; Dothideomycetes; Pleosporales; Leptosphaeriaceae
Source: RefSeq, a predicted model, not a curated record
AUGCGUUACGCCUUCAGUACUGCGGGUGUUCUGUGUCUGCCUCUGCUUGCAAGUGCACAACAUGCUCGACACGGUCACGUUGCGGCUCAUGAUCACGGUCUCCAUCAUCGCGAUCUUGAAGCCGGGGUCGUCACCGCCACGGAGGUCGUCUAUGUGACCGUAACUGUCACCGCUCCCGUUGCGUCAACUUCGUCAACAUCUAUGUCGCCUACAACAUCAAGCGAUGUACCCUCAAUUGCCGCACCAGCCACUGGCGGCUCGUCUUUCCACGAGCUCAAGCCUGUGCCUGGCUCCGUGUCAGUCAAGAACUCGUGUGACUACCCAGUAUACAUCUGGUCUGUUGGUCACAAGAGCUGCGGAGAGGGCAACGAGUGCCAGCUUAUCGCUCCCAAUUCGACCUACACAGAAGGGAUGCGCACUUGCACUGACGGCGGGAUCUCACUGAAGGUGUCCAAGACAAAGAGCGCGGAAAAGCCCAUGCAAUUCGAGUACAGUGUGUGGGCUAUACGAACAACAACAGUCUCUUAUGAUAUAUCUUACUUGGACUGUAUGGUCGGACAGAAGGGUGCCAAAGAUUUGAGCGGGUGUGCAGGUCACGAUGGCGGUAUACAGGUUGUCGCUGGGGACGCGAGUUGCCCAGACUACCACUGCGCUGCCAAUGAAUGGUGCGACGUCCAAGCCUACGUCGUCGCCGAGUUCGACUACAAGCCUGGCGCUCCGGUAGGUGCUUGCGCCGUGGAAAAGGGCCUCGCUUUCGAGCUUUGCGCUGGCACGUAG